CGCAGGCUACCAUUUAGUAAAUGCGCAUGUGUUUUUAAAAAUAAUUUUUUAAGCUUACUUUGGGGCUGCCAAGGUAAUCUUAUAGAGGGCGCACGUUGUUGUGACGGACCGUUUUGAACCUUUCUGAGGCACUACGUCCACCACGUAAGAGCGACCGUGCCUUGGUUCGACAGCGCGCCGAUAAUUGUGCGUUGAACUCCGGCUCUUACCAUCUCGGCGCUGGUCACUAGAAGUGACUAUCGAGUAACAUGUCCGCUACAUGUGGUGGCAGCUACAGCACGAGCAGCGGAACGUCCGCACAGUGUAUGGUGGAGGCCGAUGAUGCCCCGCCGCAGCGGCGCCGUAUGACGCGCCGCGAAGACAGCCGCGCUCCGGCAGUGCCUGAAGCGGCGUGGAAUGAACGGCGACGCCGAGACGUCGCCAAAGGCGAUGGCAACGAGAAGCUGGUCCACGAUAGUGGCACAGCGUCCGGCGAAGUGGUGAAAUAUUCGAAGUUUGGCCAGUGCUGCAGCUACGACGUCACCCGGGGCGCCUUGGAGAUGCAAACGGCAGAGAGGGACAAGUCGGACAUAACCGUGACCAGCUCCGGCAGCUUCCCUUGUCUGCACAUUGCUUUGAGCGGGCUAAAAGAAGACCUCAGGUACUACCUGGCCAUAGAACUCGUGGAAAUGAGAAGUGGUGGCGGUGACAUGUUCUCUCCUAUGGAAUACUCAGAUCCAUACUACAUUCCACGUCGGAACCACCUUAAAGGAGAACAGUGGAUGAAGAAGCCGCGGUACUACAACCUAUCGGCUAUCGUCAACGGUUGGCUCGAGAUGUACAAUUGUAUGCUCAAGGACGGCGGCGAGUACGUGCCAACUGUGCGCCUUCAGGAGCACCCGGAAUCCAUGGCGGCAUUGUCUCAGGUUGUCAUCCGCUUCGAGCUGCAAGCGUCCGCUUUCAUCAUCUCUUCAGACAUGACCAAACAGAGACGAAAUGGAUCCUCACCUAUGAAACGUAAGAUUCUACUGCGGCUGAAAUCCGACACUACCACCAGAGAACGGGAAGCCUCAAGCAAAGAAUCUACGCCCCUUAGUCCUGAGUCAUCUGAGACGCUUCCUGACAGCCGGCGCCUGCCCACUAGCCUGGAAAAAACGACAGAUCGAUCGCCUUCACCAGCAACGCUUCCCGACAGCCAGCGCCUGGCCACUAGGUUGGAAAAAAUGGCAGCUCGAGCGCCUUCACAGGCACCGCUUCCUGACAGCUGGUGCCUGCCGACUAGCACGGUACUUCCGCAGACCCCUGUCCAUGUUGUGUUGACAGAAGUGGCUCCUUCGUGGUGCCCGAGAUACAGCAGCACCUUGCAACAGUGGCUAUCAUCUACACAGGCUAAUCAGCAGGCUAACGCAUACCGACAAAGCUCCGCUUCACGAGAGCUAUGUCGCAUCUUUCAGCGAGCCUGGACAGUGGGCUGCCCAAUAUGUCCAACGUGUCAAGCGUCUCAUCGAAACCUAUAGGACAUUCCGAAUGGCGGCGGGAGUUGCCAGCUGAGCGUUGCAAGCAGGCUGCCUAUUGAACAAGCCAAGUGCCAGUUCCGGUCCUCGUAUUUCCACAAUGCGGCGUCGACGUCGCCUUGACUGUUUUGCAGCUCUGCUAGCAUUCGCAAAACAUCGUCAUGGCCGCAACUUUCACUCCUGUUCUCUCUGGCUUCAGUAUAUGCAUGAGACAGGUGCGUGAGCUGUCCGCUGACAUCAAUCCCCUACCAUUUUUUUUAACCUAGGACCAGAGCAACUUGUGUAUAAGCCUGUGUUUUUAUUGUAUCUUAACUUGUAGCUGCACAAAGAAACAUGCGUAGAUGCAAGGGAUAGCAAACACCAGAAGUGUCCCACUUUUCAUAUAGUCGCUUUCCAUCACGCUGUUAAAGAUUCCAUAUUUCAUAGUCACCAGAAACUGGUUUUCGACAAGCAGUUCUUAGCAUGACGCCACCGAUGAAAGUGGUGACGUCUGGAAUGUCGAGCAUACGCAACAUGUUAUCUUGUGCAGUGGUACCGACGUCAGCAAAUAAAGUGCACAAUGCUGGUUUUA
Molecule: messenger RNA, 2064 nt
Organism: Dermacentor albipictus
Lineage: Eukaryota; Metazoa; Arthropoda; Arachnida; Ixodida; Ixodidae
Biological process (GO): regulation of DNA-templated transcription
Cellular component (GO): nucleus
Molecular function (GO): DNA-binding transcription factor activity
Source: RefSeq, a predicted model, not a curated record